This is a messenger RNA of Akanthomyces muscarius, 207 nucleotides long. RefSeq lists its product as uncharacterized. The transcript is spliced from 2 exons. The coding region runs from base 1 to 207 and encodes 68 amino acids. The record is from RefSeq and is a predicted model, not a curated record. NCBI's taxonomy places the organism in Eukaryota, Fungi, Ascomycota, Sordariomycetes, Hypocreales, Cordycipitaceae.
AUGACGCCACGGUUGAUCCCUUUCUACUGGGGUAAUCACGAUCACUUCAAACUGAAACCGACCAAAACACUGUUUAAUAAUUAUAAUUCCCCUUCUCGGCAUUCAUAUACAUCCCGGAUGAUAGCCCCAUCUCUCAGCCGCGCCGUCUGCGCUUCGUCGCCCGUCCCUUGCUCUUCUUGGCUGCAUCGUUGUCUUCUGUAUCGUUAG